This is a messenger RNA of Aphanomyces invadans, 2051 nucleotides long. RefSeq lists its product as hypothetical. The transcript has 4 exons. The record is from RefSeq and is a predicted model, not a curated record. Gene Ontology annotation, molecular function: dipeptidase activity; cysteine-type exopeptidase activity. Bases 15 to 2006 code for a protein of 663 amino acids. Gene Ontology annotation, biological process: proteolysis. Lineage: Eukaryota; Oomycota; Saprolegniomycetes; Saprolegniales; Verrucalvaceae.
UCGAUGGAUGUGGCAUGGCAUCGAGCAAUUUGGAACCCAUGAAGCCGAUGAAUCUGAGGGUGGCGGCGGCUGUGUUCGGCUUGACUGCAUGCGUGGCGAGUGCGUGCACAAUGAUCGCAGUGGGCAAGCACGCGACGGUCGAUGGAUCGACUAUGGUCACCCACAACGACGACGCGGGCAGUGACACGGCCGACUUGCGCCUUGUGGUCGUGCCUGCCAAGAAGUAUCACCACCACCAUAGCGAUCGGCAGCGACCUGUGUAUCGCAUUCAAGGCGGGUACCCUCGCGUCGUGGCCCCGGAGAGAAGCCCUCAGUACGUUGCCAAAUCGGGCGAAAACGUGUCGACGCCGCUGGGGUAUAUCAAGGAAGUCGAGUCCACAUACAGCUACAUUGCGCAAGAGUAUGCAAUUGUGAACGAAGUGCAGUUGUCCAUUGGUGAAAGCACGUGCAGCGCCCGGACAACGGGAUGGCCCAAGUCCAUUCCCGGUGGCCGCGCGGUGUUUGGUAUCGGUGAACUGACAAGUGUGGCCAUGGAACGAUGCGACACCGCAAGGUGCGCGAUCAAGCUCAUGGGGUCGCUAGCGGAAGAACACGGGUUUUACAGUGAAUAUGGUGGCACCCCCGAUGCCCCAGGAUACGACUCGGAAGCCCUCGGAAUCACCGAUCGAUAUGGCGAAGUGUGGGUAUUCCACAUAUUGGCGGGAGUCGGAGGAAAGGGAGGGGCUAUUUGGGCGGCCCAGCGCGUGCCUGACAACCAUAUCGCCGUUGUGGCCAACCACUUCACCAUCGCCACGAUGAACUUGACCGAUUCGGACUGGUACCUGGCGUCACCGGACGUCAUCUCGACAGCAAUUGAUCAAGGAUGGUACACGCCAAAGAUCAACGAUUCCUACGUCGAUUUUUCCUUCAAAGCUGCGUAUGCAAAGCCGCCGACAGUGUCGCCGCUGCUGUUCGCAGAUGGCCGGACGUGGCGCAUUUACAGCACGUUUGCGGCGUCACAGAACGUGUCAGCGACGUUUGGGUACAUGGACACGUAUCCCGACUACCCGUUUUCACUGCCUGUGGACCACUUGGUGUCGAUUGAGGCCCUCACGACGCUCCUUCGUGACCAGUAUCAAGGCACACAAUAUGACUUGACCACAGGGCUGGCCGCUGGACCAUUUGACAGCCCCCUGCGGUACUCUGGCUUUACGACUGGCGUCCACGGAGCUUGGAUGAAUCCGAUCUCUGUGCACCGAACGCUGUACAGCUACGUCGUUCAGGCCAAGCUGCCGUCGCAAGUGACAACAUCGACCAACCUCGAAACAGAAUCGAGUGAGGUGGCGUUGCACACCAACCACGGUGACGACGCACUCCUUGGCAUCCUCUGGUUUGGUCAGAGUGCGCCUCAUGGCACUGUAUACCUUCCUUUUUCAUGCGCGCAAACGGCGCUCCCCGACUCAUUCCACGACCUCGCCGGUUACCAAGGCGAAUUUGCACUCGAGUCGGCCUGGUGGGCGUUCAAUUUGGUGAACAACUGGCGCGCGCUUCGAUACAACGCGAUAAGCGUCGACGUGACCAAGUUCAUUCACCAGUACCAAAACGAAGCGUUUGCCCUCGUCCAAUACCGCGAUGCGCGCGACAAAGGAUUACACCAUGGCGACCUUAAUGCCCUGCACAACGGGUUUGCGUCGCGGGUGGUUGCCGACCGAUGGAAGUUGGCGUGGAAACUCAUUUCGAAAUACAGCGAUGGCUACGUGACACCUGACAAAGAAGGAGCGAUGCAAGCACCUGGAUAUCCUGCGUGGUGGCUCAACCAAACCAACUACGUUCAAUGGGGAAAAUCGGAUCCGCAAGGCGUCGUUGUACCUCCCCACAUGCACUACGCCCAACACCACGCGGAGACGACCGACAAAAAGAUUGCGGGUGGGUUGGUUGUUCCCCUGCUCGGCGGCUUUGUGCUUGGAUACGCUGCUCAUGUGGUGUAUCAAGGCCACCGCCGAUACCAGUACCGUGCUCUUCCUUAGUUUGUAAAGCGAUAAUUCCAAGUUGUCGAGUCCUUGCAUGACAAA